This is a messenger RNA of Leucoraja erinaceus (little skate), 3018 nucleotides long. RefSeq names its product protein O-fucosyltransferase 2 (gene pofut2). Gene Ontology annotation, molecular function: peptide-O-fucosyltransferase activity. The transcript is spliced from 9 exons. Gene Ontology annotation, biological process: protein O-linked glycosylation via fucose. The record is from RefSeq and is a predicted model, not a curated record. Bases 83 to 1396 code for a protein of 437 amino acids. Lineage: Eukaryota; Metazoa; Chordata; Chondrichthyes; Rajiformes; Rajidae.
GUCGAGGGCCUGGGGAAGAUGAUCAGCGGUGCACGGCUGAGGUUCUCACCAACUCUCAGAUCUUUGGUUCUCACCCAUCGCCAUGGUGGCGGUGCUCUUGCAUGACGGGCUCUGGCUCUGGCUCGUUUGUUUACUGGCCUCAGUGCCGCUCAGCCAUGGUCAACUGGCGGAGAAUGGAGGAGCCUUCGACACCGGGCAGUCAGCCCCCGCGGUUGUGACUGCAGCCCAGCAGCGCAGGUAUUUGUUAUAUGAUGUGAAUCCGCCUGAAGGAUUUAAUCUUAGGCGGGAUGUCUAUCUACGCAUGGCGUCUUUGAUGAAAAGUCUGCUAAAGAAUGAAGCUUGGGUACUUGUCUUACCUCCCUGGGGACGUCUCUACCAUUGGCAAAGCAAAGAUCUUGAACAAGUUCGCAUUCCCUGGUCUGCAUUCUUUGACGUGUCUAACCUAAACAAGAACAUCCCCGUUAUCGAAUAUGAGGAGUUCAUUGCAGAAUCUGGUGGGCCAUUCAUACAGCAAAUCUAUGUUCUGCAAGGAUAUGCAGAAGGUUGGACAGAGGGCCAUUGGGAGGAAAAGGUGGAUGAGCGACUUUGCAUGGAGGAUCAUGCAUAUGUGAAUGACAAACAAGGAUUUUAUAGAGGUUGGUUUUGGGGUUACAAGGAGACAAGAGGCCUCAGUGUCGCCUGUGUGUCCGUGCAAGGUUCAGCAUCCAUCAUAAUGCCAGUUCUUCUGAAAAACACCACAGCACAGUCUGUAAUGUUAGAUAGAGCAGAGAACCUCCUUCAUGACCAUUACGCAGGGAAAAGUUACUGGGAUGCUCGGAGAAGCAUGGUGUUUGCCAAGCAUCUACGUGUAGUUGGGGAUGAAUUCAGGGCAAAGUACCUAAACUCGACAGAUGAAUUGGACAACACCAUUUACAAUGAAGAUUGGACCAAAAUGAAGGUGAAAUUAGGCACAGCCAAAGGAGGCCCGUAUUUGGCCGUGCAUCUGAGAAGGAAAGACUUCAUCUGGGGCCACAGAAAGGAUGUCCCAAGCAUCAAGGGCACAGCCAUGAAGAUUCAAAGCCUGAUGAAAGAGCUGAAAUUGGAGAAAGUGUUUGUAGCCACAGAUGCUGCCGAGGAUGACUUGAAGGAGCUGAAAAGCUUUCUCUCAAAGAUAAUUCGAUUUGAACCAACACAAGAGGAGCUUCAAUUAUAUAAAGACGGAGGCAUCGCCAUCAUUGACCAAUGGAUCUGCGCUCAUGCAAGAUUUUUCAUUGGAACCUCAGUGUCGACCUUUUCAUUCCGUAUCCAUGAGGAGCGGGAGAUUCUUGGCUUUGACCCAAAAACUACUUACAACAGGCUCUGCGGUGACCACGAAAAUGAAUGUGAACAGCCAACACAUUGGAAGAUCGUAUACUGAACGGCGCAGUGUUGCAUUGCUACAGCAUUAUCUCAACUCAUCUACAUUAUCCAGAUGGCUAUGAGAGAGUCAAGCACAUUGUUUACAAGAAGCCUUACACAUCAUUUUCAUGCUGCGUUUUGGUACUGUGAAACAAACUCUCCAUGGCACAGUUCCCCUGGAAGCAACUGGGCUGUAUUCUCUCAGCAGUUCCUACUGGAUGGUUGGACCAUUGCCUUUAAUCAUUCACCAAGUAAGCAGGAGAGUUUGUGAAGAGUAAACUUCAUCAGUCCUUCUCCUGUAGUUCAGUGAAAUUCCUCACAGAUGUAGAAGCAGUUUGUUGCUUCAUCUUUUAGGAUCUUGCGGCAAGUCAUGGAAAAGUGUUAAUCGCAAUAGAACAUUAACUACUGCCAUCGUAAACUUUUUCUGUAAGAAAAUACUUUCUUUUCCAAUUCCAUCUCAGUAUUUAUUGCAACUUUUUACAAUCAUGGUUUACAAGUAAAUUGUAAAGACACAAAAGGGAUGUUUUACUUGGCUACAUUCAGAUCCAAUAUCACCUCCUGAGUGUAGCUACUAAUUUAAUUUGGUAAGAAACACCUGCAUUUUCGAAUGAAAUACAAACUCCUUAUACCUGCUCUGAGUUUAUCAGAGCCCAUCAAUCUAUGCCAAAUUAUUUUUAACAAUUCAUUGAUCAACAACAUGUAAACAUUUGAUUAAUCAACAUUGUCCCAAGGUGAACACAGUUCCCAUUGUUCAAUUUUGAGUGCAUCACAUUUGCUGGAAGAUAUUUCCCCAUGAAUUCCUUUCUAGUCCGAUCCAAAAUGCAUUCCAUUUUAUGCUCUUGUCAUUCUUUUUAAUUUCAAACAUUGCCUGCAUAGGUUGUUAAUAUUCUGAAUUGAGAAGGUGAAGAAAUUAGCUGUUUCAGUGCCAGUUAGCUAAUGCCUUGCUUAUAGAGGAAGGGUAUCUUCAAACAGUUUGAUCAAAAGAUACACAAAUGCCAGAAAGAAUUGUAAUUCAGCUCUGAAUAAUUCUGCUCAACGGAAAAACCUGGCCUGUAAAAUUGUGAAGUGUGUGAAGUAUUUUAUCCUUUCAUUCUAUAACUCAUAGGAUAUUAUAUACAACUUUGUAUUGGAGAAUAUAAAAUUUACAGUACCUUGAUUAGUGUUUUAUUUUAGAUGGAAAAUACAAAAAAUGCUGGAGGAAUUCAGCUGCUCAGACAUUAAUUGCCAAUCACUUCCCUGCCCCUCACCUGUAUUCACCUAUCAUUUAUCAGGCUUUGCCCCAUCCACCACACUGUGGGGGAAAUAAAAUGCCCUACGCAUCUCCUUUAAACCUGCCCCCCCAUACCUAUAAUUUAGAUGGAUUGUACUCAUUUGUAUUGGAACAUUUUAAAUGUUCCCAGUCACCGUUGACAUAGCCUGAGGUUGCAAUGCAUAAGGAUAACCAUUAUGUUAAGUUUUAUAUUGUAAAUACAAACAGUAUUGAAAUGCGGUGUUAAAGUGUAUACAUUUUGAGCUCGCGUCUGAAAUGCCAGUAUUCACUUUGCACUGUGUUGCUUUAACCGUCAAUUACAUAUCUAAUACUAAAAUGUAUUUUGGUGACCUCUCAUUCGCUUAUUUUCUUCUAAUACAUCUCUACCUGGU